UCAGAACCACGAUAUCAUCGAUCGUCAGAGCAGCACGCAGCGUGUGCCUGUUAGCAUUAGCAUAGCGGGGAUGAGUUGAUUAACUUCCACAUAACCCACAUCUCCACCACGAUGACAGACUACGCUGAAGAGCAGAGGAAUGAACUCGAAGCUAUUGAGUCCAUCUACGAAGACUCGUUCACAGUGCUUACAGAGGAUCCCACCAGCUUCACCAUCACCGUAACAUCUGAUGUAGGGGAACAGGGUGAAAUUGCGGAAGCAACACUGAAGUUCACGUAUGUGGAGAAAUACCCAGAUGAGCCUCCCCUGUGGGAGAUCUUCUCCCAGGACAACUUGGAAGAUGUUGAUGCGGCCUCACUCCUCACUCUACUGCAGCAACAGGCAGAAGAAAACCUGGGCAUGGUGAUGAUCUUCACCCUGGUGACAGCUGUUCAGGAGAAACUCAACGAAAUUGUGGAUCUGAUGAAAAAUAGACAAGAGGAGGAGAAGCAACGUAAAGAGAGAGAAGCAGAGGAAGCAGAGAAGGUUACGUUCCAAGGCACAGUGGUAAACAUUGAAAACUUCUUGUUAUGGAAAUCCGGUUUUGAGUUGGAGAUGGCCGAGAUGAGGCAUAAAAAGCAGCAGAAGGAGGAGGAGCAGGCGUUGAAAACCAAACUCACCGGUAAACAACUGUUUGAGACAGACCACAACUUGGACACAUCCGACAUUCAGUUCCUUGAAGAGGCUGGAAACAGCGUUGAAGUGGAUGAGUCACUGUUUCAGGACAUCGAGGACUUGGACUUGGAUGAGGACGACCCUGACUUUGACCCUUUAGGGAUGGGCAGUGACGAGGAUUAAUGCCGAAGUACAACAGAGGAAUGACAGGACAGCACUACUCUUCUCUGGAACACGAUCAUCUGCUCAGAGGAUCCACCGGCUGCGUUUAUUUUUCAAAGACUUGUACGGCAGCUGUGGAACUCUUCGCAAAUACAACAUACACACCGAUACACUUACGGGUGUCCAUUUCUAUGCCUUUACAAUGGAAGGCAUCCCAGUGACAUGCAACGUUGGCCAGAAGAGGGCAGUACAAUGUCAAGUAUAGCCAGGGAAUGGAUGAAGUGUGCACGUUUCAACACCCCAACAUAUUCAUGUACUAAGUGACAAUAAGGUGACACUCAACCUGUUAGUUAGGUUCAAGUAAAAAAAAGUAUUGAUGGCAAAAUGUACGAUUGACUUUCAAGAUUAAAACUAAUUAUGGAA
Molecule: messenger RNA, 1239 nt
Organism: Platichthys flesus (European flounder)
Lineage: Eukaryota; Metazoa; Chordata; Actinopteri; Pleuronectiformes; Pleuronectidae
Gene: rwdd1
Product: RWD domain containing 1
Exons: 7
Coding region: 112-837 (241 amino acids)
Biological process (GO): cytoplasmic translation
Molecular function (GO): protein binding
Source: RefSeq, a predicted model, not a curated record